AUGGCAAUUAUUGACGAGAAACCUGUCAAAUUCUUCUGGUCCCAUUUACCCAGCCACAAACAUGUCAAAGAAAAGCCUGGAGUCAUCAAGCUGAAGGUGCCACCAAAAACUCAUGUGUGGGAAAAUACAGAAGAAGAUGGCUCCUCUAUCAACAAUAGUCCAUUUUACUUCCGCAAAGUUCGGGGUGACUUUGAAGCCACCGUCAAAGUCUCUGCCAAAAUGGAUACAUGGUUGGACCAAUGUGGGAUCCUCCUGGAAGAAGCACGUGGAAUCUAUAGCAAAGUCUCAUUGGAAUACCAUGAACCGCCAGGGGAUGAUGAUGAUGAUGAUGGUGCUUUGAGGCAUUAUGCUUGUUGCUUUGUUCAUCCGGAAGAAUUUCAGUCCGAGCGGUCUACGACGCCCUACCCGGGACAGUUUCAUCUUGGAGAUCCAAGAUAUAGCCACAAAUUGGUGGAUACCGUUAGUGGUGGAAUCAGCAGCCAUAAGAUAUUAUGGCUCAAGCUGGCUCGCUUGGAAGGAUACAUUGAAGCCAACUACAGCCUCGAUGGUAAAGAGUGGCACAAGCUCAAGGCUGCAAGAUUCUCCGAAGCAGAAACUCUAAGAAUUGGUAUCUUUGGUGCUUCUCCAGGAGGGGGCGAGGGUUUCAAGUGCUCCUUUACGAAUUGGGAAGUGGUGGAGGAUGACGACUUUAGUGAUGCUGAUGAUAUGGAAGAAGUUGAUCCCAAGGAUUCCGCUGCUCCCAGCGAAGGCCCACAGGGAGACUCUGACGGUGAUUUUUCAGAUUGA
This is a messenger RNA of Seminavis robusta, 786 nucleotides long. NCBI's taxonomy places the organism in Eukaryota, Bacillariophyta, Bacillariophyceae, Naviculales, Naviculaceae. The record is from the annotation of a GenBank genome assembly.